AUGGCUUCGUUAGCAGCGGCGCAAGUUCAGGAGGUCCGUUCGAUAACUCGUAUUGAGCGUAUUGGCGCCCAUUCACACAUUCGCGGUCUGGGAUUAGACGAUGCCUUGGAACCACGAGCUAUAUCUCAGGGCAUGGUGGGCCAGAAGAUGGCGAGGAAGGCCGCCGGGGUGAUCUUACAGAUGAUUCGAGAAGGUAAAAUAGCAGGCAGAGCGGUAUUACUCGCCGGUCAGCCAGGAACGGGGAAGACAGCCAUCGCUAUGGGUCUAGCACAGGCCUUGGGACCAGACACACCAUUUACUAGCAUGGCUGGAUCAGAAAUAUAUUCUCUGGAAAUGAGCAAGACUGAAGCUUUGACGCAGGCCAUAAGAAAAUCAAUCGGGAUACGAAUUAAGGAGGAAUCUGAAAUCAUAGAAGGUGAGGUUGUAGAAGUAGUGGUGGAAAGAGCCGCGGGAGGUGGGGGAGCGAGGUCUGGUCGUCUGACCUUGAAGACAACAGACAUGGAGACCACAACACCAUACUCUCAUCAGGAACUUAGAGAGAUAUUGAAUAUUAGAUGCGAAGAAGAGGACUGUCUCAUGUCAGCGGACGCGUUAACAGUACUCACCCGGGUCGCAACCGAAACCUCCUUGCGGUAUGCGAUACAGCUCAUAACCACUGCGUCACUGGUCGCUAAGAGACGGAAGGCUACUGAGGUGAGCAUGGAAGAUGUCAAGAAGGUAUACUCGUUGUUCUUAGACGAGCACCGCUCCGAACAGUUCCUCAAAGAAUAUCAAGAUGAGUUUAUGUUCAACGAGGGUUCUGGGGAUGCACCACAGCUCAUGGAGGUCGCUCAGUAAUUUAGUAAUUAAAUAAAAAUUGAAUCUUACCAAUAUUCCACGAAGCUUUACUAUAAACGAAUACAAUGUUUUUUUUUUUUGAAAGAGGUGAUUU
Messenger RNA from Melitaea cinxia (Glanville fritillary), 931 nucleotides. It is a transcript of the gene rept, whose product is annotated as ruvB-like helicase 2. NCBI's taxonomy places the organism in Eukaryota, Metazoa, Arthropoda, Insecta, Lepidoptera, Nymphalidae. The record is from RefSeq and is a predicted model, not a curated record. The transcript is spliced from 10 exons. Gene Ontology annotation, molecular function: DNA helicase activity; ATP binding. Gene Ontology annotation, biological process: box C/D snoRNP assembly; regulation of transcription by RNA polymerase II; chromatin remodeling. The coding region runs from base 1 to 837 and encodes 278 amino acids. Gene Ontology annotation, cellular component: Ino80 complex; NuA4 histone acetyltransferase complex; R2TP complex.